Gilbertella persicaria is the source of this 1485-nucleotide messenger RNA. RefSeq names its product translation initiation factor eIF 4e-like domain-containing protein. Lineage: Eukaryota; Fungi; Mucoromycota; Mucoromycetes; Mucorales; Choanephoraceae. Gene Ontology annotation, cellular component: eukaryotic translation initiation factor 4F complex. Gene Ontology annotation, molecular function: translation initiation factor activity; RNA 7-methylguanosine cap binding. The coding region runs from base 1 to 1485 and encodes 494 amino acids. The transcript is spliced from 4 exons. The record is from RefSeq and is a predicted model, not a curated record. Gene Ontology annotation, biological process: translational initiation.
AUGUUAUUCUCAUCCAGACGCUUGUUUCAACUUACUCGUUCACCUAAGCUUGUUCGGUUCAGUUCUUCCUGUAACAAUAAAGUACAAUUAGAAACAAGUGCUACAACCACAACUACCGCUACAGCAGAUAAAAAACAAAAACCACCUACCGAGAAAUUACAUUUUAUGCCAGUUAUCAAUAUUCCAGAAACUGAACUAGCUCACCAUGCAUUCUUUUCACUCCAUAGACCUCUGUUGGGUCUAUCAGAUCAAGAAGAGCGACCUUUCUUUUCUGGUAAAUCAAUAGAAGAGUACAACCAAGAGAAACUGGAUAUGGAACUGAAUGAUUAUUUAAUGGAUCAGCAGCCCUUUGUUGAACCUGGUCAGCCUAAAAUAGAACAAGAAGAGAUGCAAGUAUCGUUUGAAAUAGAAGAUGUUUAUGAAGAACCAAUGCCUGUAUUUCAUAUGCCAGAAAGCAAUGAUAUACUUAAUUUCCUAGACACAAUAGAAAACAAAAUGCAUAAAGAACAUGCUAAACUAGAAGCUAAAGAGUCCAGGCAAAGGAAACAAGCUAUCAUUAGACGAUUUCAUGCAAACAAUGGUCAGUUAGAAACCACUUCCAAAGUGCCUUUUAACUUUUCAUUAUUGGAAAAUGUGCUAUUUGUAUCCACACUGAGUGAAUGCUUGACGCGUUCCUAUGAUUUUAUCGAUUGGAUGGACAAUAAACAACACUCUUUUCAUAGUCACAAUGCGAGACGUACGUCAAUUCAAUCGGAUGCUUAUUCAACGGAAUUGAUCCGAAGAUUUAGUUCUGGCAGCACAACCAGUAGUUUAUCGAGCAUUUCUUCUUAUUUCUCAUGCCAGGGUGACGCACAGACUCACUCUAAAGAUGACCCAGGUCAUGAUGGUUGUGACACAUUACCUAUAUGGGCUGAUCCUAACAGAAUAGCCGAAAAUCCUACUCGAUUUCAAUACCUGAUGGCUUAUUUACGCCAACAACAGUUCCCUCCUUCUUUGCCUCUUCAAAAAUCUUGUUUGUUCUAUUUUAGUCAAAAUACAUCUGACUAUGUAAAUGCGAUACAGUGCAUGUUGCAGGUCGAUACAGUCUGGAAAUUCUCUUCUUGUUGGCGCACAUUAAAAGGCUACAAAAAGCCUUCCGAAUUCAGUAUCAAUCAGAACCUGUAUUGUUUUGUGCAAGGUGUGCAACCCAUGUGGGAAGACCCUGUGAAUGCAAAAGGUGGUGGUAGAUUAGUGAUUGUUUCUCAUCAGUUGGACAACCUGUUUGAAUGGCUACUUUGUGCUUUUGUGGGUGGUCAGCUUUAUGAUGAAGGCUGUGUCGGUGUCGUUGUUUCAAAAAAAGCGCACGGGGAUCGAGUUGAGUUAUGGUUUGACCAAUACAUGACACAAGAAAAAGUGCCUUUACUCAAAGAGAAACUGUGUAGUUUAUUGUCCAGCAGUUGUCAUCAUGAAAUCAAUUCAAGUCGCUAUAAAAAGCAUUUUCUCUAA